AUGGGGCUGACAAACCGCACUGUCAGCUUGGAAGAAGAACGAUAUUGUGAAGUUAUUCCGGUAUCCUGUUCUAUCAAUGGUUGUUCAAAGCACCUCAAGAACUCAAGAAAGUUGACAAACCCCAACUCAGAAGCCACAGAGUCGGACUUUCUCGUUGAAACAACACUGAUCUUUGGACAGAAGUUCUGCACAAUCACCUGCUUACAAACCAGCGAGGGCACUCCUUUGGUAUCUGGUCCAACAAGCUCGUACACAGACUCAUUAUAUGGCGAUUUCAACCCAAAGUCGACGUUCGCUGGCUUCUCCGACAUGGGCCCAAAUCACUAG
Molecule: messenger RNA, 327 nt
Organism: Ogataea philodendri
Lineage: Eukaryota; Fungi; Ascomycota; Pichiomycetes; Pichiales; Pichiaceae
Exons: 1
Coding region: 1-327 (108 amino acids)
Source: RefSeq, a predicted model, not a curated record